This is a messenger RNA of Aphidius gifuensis, 3044 nucleotides long. RefSeq names its product extracellular serine/threonine protein CG31145. Lineage: Eukaryota; Metazoa; Arthropoda; Insecta; Hymenoptera; Braconidae. Gene Ontology annotation, cellular component: Golgi apparatus. The coding region runs from base 968 to 2431 and encodes 487 amino acids. The transcript is spliced from 7 exons. Gene Ontology annotation, molecular function: protein serine/threonine kinase activity. Gene Ontology annotation, biological process: protein phosphorylation. The record is from RefSeq and is a predicted model, not a curated record.
UAAACAAUAUAAUAUCGAUGAAAAAAAAUUAUUAUCAACAUCAACAUGUACUUUAUGUAUAGAUAAUAAAUUGGAAAAAAAUUAUUUAUCAAAUAAUAAUUAUCUUGAGGAUAAACUUUAUUCAAGUGAAAAAAAUAUAUCUCAUGAGGAUAUUGAUAAUUUUGAUAAAACACAAUGUAAUUAUAAAUAUCAUGAUGAAACAAUAUAUCCACGUAAACGUUCAAAAAGUUUAAAUAAUAAAAAUAAUAAUAAUUAUGAUGAAAAUUAUAAAAAUAAAUUUGAAAAUACAUCAACAACAUCAUUAGCAUUAAAGAAUGAUAAUUCAUUAUCAAAUAACUUGAACUUAAAAAGGUCAAAUGAUAAUUUAGUCUCAAGAUUAAAUACACAAAAAUUAUUAUCAACAAAAAGCUAUGAAAAUAUUGAUAAUAAAUAUAAUAUAAAUUCAUAUAUUUUAAAAAAAUAUAAUAGUGUUGAAAUAAAAUUUUUAACAAAUAAAAAGACUGACUUAACAACUCCAUUGUAUUUAUCAGUAACAAAUAAAGUUAAAAAAAAAAAAGCUGAUAAUACAAAAACUCAAUUAACAAGUGAGCAUAAAAAAAUAAAAUUACCCAAUAAUAAAUUAAAAAAUUAUAAUUACAUAUAUAAUAAUAAUUAUGAUGAAAAAAAAAAAGAAGGGAUAAUAAAAUUUUAUGAUGAUACAAAAAUAAUAAAUAUUAAAAAAAAAAUUAUUCAUUUGAGCAGUGACAAUAUCAGUGAUAAUACAUUUAACAAAGAUAAAAUUUUAUCUUGUUCAUUGAUUAAUAAAUAUCAUGAUAAUACAUUAUUAAAAUCAACAAGUGAAAGUGUUGCUACAUUGAAUGAUUGUAUUUUAAAAUUACAAACUAAUAAAUCAAUUGAUUUAUCAAAUAAUAAUAGUAAUAAAAAUUCAACAAGUGUUUUAAAUAAUAAAAUUAAUGAAAAAUUAAAUAUGAAGCCUUUUUUAAGAAUGAUAAGAAUUAAAGAAAAAUUAAUAUUUGCUUUUAGUGCAUUUGCCAUAUUAUUUACAGUAUUGUUAGUGAUGGAUUUACAAAUGGAUUUGGGAUACAGUGGUCAUCAUUUAGUACCAAGUCAUGGACGUGUUAAAAUGAACGAUGAUCAAUAUCGUGAUACUGUUUAUAAUAAUUUUCGUCGUAGAUUUAAAUAUCGUGCUAAUACAAGUAAAGAAAUUUUAUCAACUAAUUUUAUUUUAUCAUCAACACAAAAUGCUAAUAAUAAUAAUGAAUUGAGUGAUAGUGAUAAUAAAAAUAAAGGUGAUAAUAAUGAUAAAAAAAAAUUACAUGAUGAAUUUUUUGAUCUUAUUAAUGUUGUUAUGAAUGAUGAUGGUAUUGAUACAGACAGUGGUGUUGUGAGAAAUAGUGGUGAAGAUUAUAAUGAUAAUCUUAGUAUUGGUGAAAUGCUUGGUAUCACUGAGAGAAUAAAUUCAACAACAUUAGAAAAAUUUCAUCUGCAGAUAUCGAGAUUAGAACUUUAUCCAGAUAAUUCUAAUAAUGUACAACAAUUGUUACAUGAAAUGGCAACAAAACAAAUUUUACAUGUUGCCCAAAAAGAAGGCGGUACACAAUUAAAAUUAGUCAUUGAUUAUCCAAAUGAUUUACAAGCACUUUUUAAACCAAUGAGGUUUGGAAGAGACCGUCAAACACUACCAAAUCAUUUUUAUUUUACGGAUUUUGAAAGACACGUUGCUGAAAUAGCAACAUAUCAUCUUGACAAACUACUUGGAUUUAGACGUGCACCACCAGUUACAGGUAGAAUAUUAAAUAUGACAACUGAAAUAUAUCAAGUUGCUGAAGGUGAUUUACUUAAAACAUUUUUUGUAAGUCCAGCUGGAAAUAUGUGUUUUCAUGGUAGAUGUAGUUAUGUGUUAUGUGGAUAUAAUAUCAGUAAAAAGGCAUCAAUAAGGCUUGAUUCAAAUUAUUGUAAUUUCAUAAGAGAAAUACCACCAUAUGAUGAUGGUCGUCGUUUAUUAGAUUUAAUUGACAUGUCAGUACUUGAUUUUUUAUCUGGUAAUAUGGAUAGACAUCAUUAUGAGACAUUAAAAAUAUAUGGAAAUAAUACAUUUCCAUUGCAUCUUGAUCAUGGACGUGGUUUUGGUAAACCAUAUCAUGAUGAAACAUCAAUACUUGCACCAUUAUUACAAUGUUGUAUUAUCAGACAAAGCACCCUCAGGACUUUACUCAAAUACCAUAAUAAUCAACCACAACGACUGAGUAGUGCAAUGCGUCAAAGCAUGGCAAAGGAUCCCGUAACGCCUGUCCUGUGGGAACCACAUCUAACUGCACUUGACAGACGAGUUGGUAUCAUUCUACAAGCUGUACGUGAUUGUUUAAAUCAUAGUAAUCAACAAAAUGAUAAUUCAAUUCAAGAUAUAUUUAAAUUAAAAGAAAAAACAUAAUUUUUAAAGCAAACAACUAAACAAGUUACGUAAAUUUACUUGUUUUUUGUUUUUUUAACAAAUAUAAAUAUUAUAUUCAUAUUAUAAUUAUAAUAAUAAUAAUAAUCGUAAUGUCGAAAAAUGAAUGCAGCUUGAUGCAAAUUACAAUGUGUGAUGUAUAUAAUAUAUUUAAAUUUUAUUAGUUGAAUUUUAAGUUGAUUAAUUAAUUCGAUAAAUGAUUUUAACUAAAUAAAAAUUUAAAUAUGAUAAAUUAAUUUUUAAUGUUUAUGACUGUAAUUAUAUGUAAAUGAUGUAUAAAAAAAAAUGAAAUAAUUAUUACCGAUGAACAAAUAAAGAAAUUAAAUUUUUUGUUUUUUUAUAAUAGAUACAUCGGAUAAAAUCUGAUGAUUAUUUUGAAUAUAUGUGUGGAUAAAAAUUAUGAUGUGUUAAUUUUUAUUAAUAGUCUGAUUUACCAAAUUUAUUUUUAUGUUUUGUUAUUGUUAUGUUUAUAUUUUAUUAUUUAUAUAUGUAAAUUUAUGAUGUUUAUUGAUAAUAAUUUGAUCGAAUAACAAAUAUCAUGAAUUAAUUUACAUAUUUUUUUUAUUAAUUACUUAUAAAAUUUGUGAUUAUUUGU